AACUGACCUCAGAAUCAGCAAUUUCGUGUAUUCUUUUUGGUUUCUUCCCAGGGUUGAAUCCUGAAGAGGAAAUGGAUUUGGCGGUAACCAGGCUGAGAGACGGAAGGCACGCCGAAAGCGCAAGUGAAUACGGUUUCUCUGCCGUAACCGUACUUUCUUCCCUCAAUCGUCGCUCGCUUCCGACAAGCAGCGCCCAGCAAAUGGGGAGCUCGGCGACUGAGUUCAUUGCAUCGAUCCUGGAUGGGCGAAACCAGCUUGACCUCUGGCAUUAGCGACUGCUCGAGCCCAUGUCUCACGGCUGGUAUGGAGUGACCCAUGUCAGUCGUAGACCAGUGCCAGAGUGAUCGGUCUGGAAGGUCGUGUAACAACACAUCAGAUUUGUUGAACUGGGGGGGUGUAGUCCUGGAAUAUGAGGAGCGGCAGCCUGCGAGACAACCCAUCAACAUGUCCGAUGUUCCCGUCAGGGCAGGGCGAUGUACAAAGUACAUUGAAUCGCCCCUCCUCAGCUCAAGUUCGGGAGGCUGGCUGGGCCAUAGGAAAAGGCCAUUUUCGUCGGCAUCGAAGAUUCGUAAGAGGCUUGCUCGUGUCGUUUGGCUUGCUGCAAUCCAAACUCAAAUCGAUUCAUUGUCUCAUCUGCGAGACAACCAUCGAUGGUCCCCCGCCGCACAAGAGAGAGUCUGCGCUAGGCCGAUGCCAAACCCAUUGGGAGGUCCUUGUUCGGCGGGGUCGGCCAGUUCAACCACAUUGGUCUGGGCAUCGUCUGCUGCUUGGUGCUUGCUCUCGCUCAUUUCCCGUUUUGCCCCCUCUCUCGUCUCUUGUCAUCUCUUGCAAUUUUGCGACCGCUCGCUUGUAAUGCUCUGAAUCUCGUCCUUGACUCGGGGCCAACAAAUGGAGAUUUUGCCCUCUCUCAAUGUGU
Molecule: messenger RNA, 916 nt
Organism: Sodiomyces alkalinus F11
Lineage: Eukaryota; Fungi; Ascomycota; Sordariomycetes; Glomerellales; Plectosphaerellaceae
Exons: 1
Coding region: 316-861 (181 amino acids)
Source: RefSeq, a predicted model, not a curated record